CAGCAUAAUUCCCAACUCCAACAAUCAGAACCCCUCUAUCUCUCUCUAAUUUGUAGAGUAUCUUGGUAUGGAAAUAAAGAACACUGGAAGUACAGGACCUUCACUAAAUUUACUAUGCACCAGCAAUGGCGAUUUUGGACAAGAAAGUAGAUCUUACACUUGUACUUUCUGCAAACGGGGCUUCUCGAAUGCACAAGCACUAGGAGGCCACAUGAACGUGCACAGAAAAGAUAGGGCCAGGUUACAAGAAGAAACCCUAAUUACGACAGAACCCACAAAGGGAACAAACUCCAUGGAUCAAGGCGAAGCACAGUCCUCAAGCGAUGAGAAGGGUGAUGGUGUACUAAAGAGAUCAUGGACUUUCAGGGAAGAAAAUAGUCCCGUAAGCCCUAGUAGAAAGAAAGAUCAUGGUUUUGAUUUCCAAAAACCAACACUGCAACUCUCUUUAUGUAUCGAAUCAUCCUCUACAACUGAUUCUUGCAUCAGAUCACAUAAAGUUUCUUCUUUAUCGUCGUCGUCAACAGAAGUUGACCUCGAGCUUCGGCUAGGGAUGGAUUCUGAGGCAACAUCAAGAGACCAUAUUAUACGAGAUUAGAUAGAGAAUUACGUCUUCUUGAUCUGAGCAAAAACAAACAGGUUCAGGUCGUUGUCAAAGAGAUUCUCUUCUUAAUUCCUAAAUGCUGUCUUUACUUUAUAUGCUUUUAUGUGGCACUGAUCACUUUGAUCUGUAACUCUUAAGUCCUAA
Molecule: messenger RNA, 745 nt
Organism: Cynara cardunculus var. scolymus (artichoke)
Lineage: Eukaryota; Viridiplantae; Streptophyta; Magnoliopsida; Asterales; Asteraceae
Product: transcriptional regulator TAC1-like
Exons: 1
Coding region: 68-595 (175 amino acids)
Source: RefSeq, a predicted model, not a curated record